Molecule: messenger RNA, 1419 nt
Organism: Prunus avium (sweet cherry)
Lineage: Eukaryota; Viridiplantae; Streptophyta; Magnoliopsida; Rosales; Rosaceae
Source: RefSeq, a predicted model, not a curated record
AUAAGCAUCAUUAUAGGAUUAAGAAAUUGGCACCAAAAUGCUUGCAUGCUUUUGCUUUUAUGAUUGUAAAUUGUACUUUAGUUGGUCAAAGAUUGAUGAUAUAAACAAGAUUUUGAUGUUAUGUUACCAACAAAUCAAUCAUAAUGUACCAGAGUAAGCUAAUCUACCACCUUAUGAAAGCUGAAAUAGAUAAAAAGAAAUGCACUUUGUUAAAAAGAUUUCUCACAAUUACUUAAAAGGAUCGUUUGUUUAUGAGUGUGGGGGUUAAGUUUCUGUACUUAAGCGCCUGUGAUAUCCCUCAUGUGUUUUUUUGCUUUCUUUUUCUUGUGAAAGGGAAUCCAACCUUUGACCUAAUUUUCGCUACGCGUCUGACCACUUGAGCUAAUCCCAAGGGCUUGUAGCUUGAAGGCUUGAAACGUUUUCAGAUAUGUCCUUUGCUAUUUUUAUAAUAUAUGGGGUGGCUAGUCGCAUAACAUAUGUUUCUAGACGUUGAGUCUGGCUGGACCAAUAUCAAAGAGGGUGGCAGCUUUGACCUUCCUGCGGAUUUCAUUAUUAUACUUCAAGCCUCCUAUAUAUAUAGAGUUCUCUCAAUUUAAGCCUGUCAUCUGUAUCCUCUUCUCUGCACACAACUUCUUCCUCAUUCAUUCAGUCCUUAUUUACAUCUCUCUCUCUCUCUGAGCUUUUAAUUUGUAGAGUAGAAUGGAUUUCCAAAACCAGUAUCAGCAGGCUCAUCAGAUGCCAAAAUAUGAGUGUCUUCUCUUUGAUCUAGAUGAUACCCUUUAUCCCUCGAGUUCUGGAAUGUCUAAACAAUGCACCAAGAAUAUUGAAGAAUACAUGGUUAAAAAACUAGGCAUAGAGGAAACAACAGUCACUCAGCUUAAUCAAGUGUUAUACAAGAAUUAUGGGACAUCAAUGGCUGGUCUAAGGGCCAUUGGUUAUAACUUUGACAAUGAUGACUACCACAGUUUUGUUCAUGGAAGAUUGCCCUAUGAGGUACUAAGACCUGACCAUGUCCUUAGGACUCUGCUGCUGAGCCUGCCGUAUCGAAAACUCAUUUUCUCAAAUGGGGACAAGGUCCAUGUGGCAAAAACUCUUAGCAAGCUUGGAUUGAAGGACUGUUUUGAAGGAGUUAUAUGCUUUGAGACUCUGAAUCCCAUCGGUGAUAAUGAAGACUCAAAGUCCACAGGCAGCCGAAAGGUUUUUGACCAGUCUUGUUUAUUUGAUGCUGGAUCAGCACUUCCAGUGACUCCAGUUGUUUGCAAGCCAUUUGCAAAUGCAUAUGAACAAGCCUUUCAGAAAGCCAAUAUUAACCCUCAAAGAACUCUCUUCUUUGAUGAUAGCAUCCGCAACAUACAGGCUGGAAAGGAUAUGGGUCUUCAUACUGUAUUGAUUCCAAAACUACCCCUAUUUACAAGUUAA